This is a messenger RNA of Liolophura sinensis, 738 nucleotides long. Its product is annotated as dolichyl-phosphate beta-glucosyltransferase-like. Lineage: Eukaryota; Metazoa; Mollusca; Polyplacophora; Chitonida; Chitonidae. The record is from RefSeq and is a predicted model, not a curated record. Gene Ontology annotation, cellular component: endoplasmic reticulum membrane. Gene Ontology annotation, biological process: protein N-linked glycosylation.
AUGGAAGAGAGACUAAAGACGAGGAGCCAGUCCAAAUUCCCCAGUCUUCACGACCCUGCCAGUGUGGACCUCUCUGUUAUUGUACCAGCCUACAAUGAGGAGGAAAGAUUACCAGUAAUGCUGGAUGAGGCUGCAGACUAUUUAGAGGGCAGACAGCAACAAAACCGUUCCUUCACGUAUGAAGUCAUAGUUGUAGAUGAUGGCAGUAAAGACAAGACCUCAUCAGUUGCUCUUGAAUUCAAAAAGUUUGGAACAUCAAAAGUACGAGUCUUAACUUUAGCGAAGAAUAGAGGAAAAGGAGGUGCUAUCAGGCUGGGUAUGUUUGUAGCCAGGGGGAAGUCACUGUUGUUUGCUGACGCUGAUGGAGCAUCAAAGUUCAGUGAUGUUGAAAAAUUAGAAGCUGAGCUGCAGAAAAUCAAUAAAAAUUCGAACAACAUGGCUGUUGUUUGUGGAUCACGGUCACACCUGAAAAAGGAAUCUAUAGCUCAGCGUACUCUGUUCCGCACGAUUUUGAUGUAUGGUUUUCACGUCCUGGUCUAUAUCCUCUGUGUGAGAGGGGUCAAGGACACACAGUGUGGCUUCAAACUGCUCACCCGUGAGGCAGCACUUCUCCUCUUCUCCAACAUGCACGUAGAACGAUGGGCGUUUGAUGUUGACAUGUUGUAUCUGGCUCAGUACUUCCACAUUCCUAUUGGAGAAGUUUGUGUUUCAUGGCAAGAAAUUGAAGGUUCCAAAUGA